AUGACUCAAAACAACUUGCCACCAGAUGCACCAUCGCCAAGAUUGUGUGUGGUGGAAAAACGAGAUGGUGAAAAAGAAUAUGGAUAUAAUUUGCAUGCUGAAAAAGGACGCGGACAAUUUGUCGGACUUGUUGAUAAUGAUUCACCAGCUCAAAGGUUAGUUAUUCUGAGAAAAUUAGGGUACUUUACAACGGUAUUUUUAAGUUCCGCAUUGAUUUCGUAAACUUUCGUAUUUGACAGGAAAUGAAGGUUUUCCGAAAUUAGUGAUUCAAACAUCAUUUUUCAUCCCUUUACAAACUUUCCACCGGUUCUCGACCGAAAUUUCAAUGAAAAAUAAGCGAAACAUGUGUUUCUAACAGAACUCGAGUUGAAAUAAAACUAAUUUUUAAAAGGGUAAAAAGAAAAAACAAGAAAAACAAGAAAAACAAAUUUCGGGAUUUCGAAAAAAUGAUGUGUUUCUCUUGCACACUCCACACGUCACACACUCUCUAGGUGCGCGGUAGAGCAUGUUUGCUUGUUUUGAGUUGGAAAAUUUUUAUUUUGUGAAAAUAUUCUCAAGAAGUUUUCUCAACUCAAUUUUUGCAAUGUGGAAUUCUGAGUUAGACAUUUUAUAUUCGCUUUUUAAAACGAGAAAAGUGAGUACUUCAUACAGUUCGUGAACACCAGAUGAUUUCAGUUUUUUGUGGUAAAAAAUCGUACCAAAAAACUGGACGAUGACUCCAAAUGACAUUACAUCUGUCACAUUCUUUCUUCACAUUUUCCCUCAAAAUUUUCCCAUUUCAAAUUAAGUUUCCUUAGAUAUUCGUUAUUUUUCUAGAGGUGGAUUGAUCCAAGGCGAUCGAAUUUUCGCCGUCAACGGUCAUUCAAUUAUUGGCGAAACUCACAAAAAAGUCGUCGAACGAAUCAAGCAAAAUCCAGAACGUUGUGAAAUGCUUGUAAUCAAUGAAGAAGGAGCCAAAUGGUAUGCUGAUCAUGGAAUCGAAGUAUCAUUGGAUCUUCCAAAUAUUCAUCGAAUCAACCACGAGGUUUGUUUUUUUUCUUGAUUUUUUGUCCAAGACGUUCUCAUGUUUUGUCUCUCCUUCCUGAAUGAAUGUCUCCUUUGUCAGAAAUCUCGUCCAAAUACAUCGCCCCCACCAAAUGGUUCCUGGUAUGCGCCAACUUUUUUGCAGGUUGGUUAAUUUUUCUCUCUUAUGAGUGACAAAAUAUUUGUAAAGUGUAAUCUCGGGAAAAAAGCCGCGAGUUGAUGCGAGUUUUCAUCCUAUGAUGCGGGUUCGCAUCAGUUUGAUGCGAGCUCCCGUCACUUUUUUGCAAUGCAUUUGAAGUGAUGCGAGCUCGCAUCAAACUGCAAAAAAGUGACGGGAGCUCGCAUCAAACUGAUGCGAACCCGCAUCAUAGGAUGAAAACUCGCAUCAACUCGCGGCUUUUUUCCCGAGAUGUUCUUCAAUUUUUGUGACACAAUUUACACCGCACUAUGUACUUGUAAAGAAAAGUGCUUUACAAAAAAACUAUGGUUUCGAGUGUCCCGGGAAAUAUGCGUUUCAAAAAAAGUGAUUAAUUUGGUUUUGAUAAUGAAAAUGAUAUCACAAGAACUAAUUUUAAAAACAAUUCAAACUUUUUUUGUUUUAUUUGUUUUUUUUUGUCUUUUGAUGCUUCAGACAAUAUAGAAUUUCUAAAUACAACAAAAAAGAAUGAAAAAGUUUAUAUCUAACAGUUUGUUGAGGCACAUUGUGUAACCAAUGAAUAAUAUUAAUGUGUUUGUCGAAGAAAAUCGUAAAUGUAUGAAGUGGCGGGCCAGAAAAGAAUGUGACCGACCAUAUAUAUUUGAUAUAAAAUCAGCAUAUUCACAUAACUGUUAUCGAGCAGAAAAAAGAAGGAAGAAAUAGAAGAAAAAGUUAUGGAGACUGAACAAAAUUCCUACACAAUUUCAUAUUUUCUCCUCAAAAUCUACACCUAUUUCGCUCAUUUAUUCUCGUGGCUAUUCCGUCGAUUGCCGCCGAUUACGAACGAUGAUGAAAAUAGUGUGAAAAAUGAGGAGAUUGUUAGACAAUCAUCAUCAUCAUCAAACUGUCUAACAACACCUCAUUCAUUGCCUUCGACAGUUUUUGUUGAACAAGGAAAAAAAGAAGAAGAAGAAACGAAAAUCGAAGACAACACAAAAGUUUUGCGAGUGGAAACAUUGCCUGAAGAAGACGAAGAAGAGGAGGAAGAAGAAUCAAUAUUUCGCACUAGUUUUUUGCUUAAAACGUUGGUGUCAUCAUCGCCGGAAAUAGAUAGUAGUAGGUAUGUACUCAUAGUUGAAAAAAAGUAGAUAGAUCAAUAAAUAAAUAAAUCAUGACUCAUUCUCUCCAUUUUUGGGCGCCCUAACGAAAAAGUAGAAGAAGAGGAGGAGCAUACUGUCAUAACCUUGUUGGCUGAUAGAAUACCUAAACUAUCUUGGAAGAGUGAAUCUGUUCGAGUUAAAAGAAAACGUGUUACGAUGGAUAUUCGAGAACAGGAGAGAAAUGCUAUUCGAGAAUUUGAUACGAUGUUGAUGGAUUAUAGCGAUGUUAGAGAGGUUGGUUUUUUCAAGAUCACAAAAUUUUUUAAAAACAUUUUGGUUGAAACGUACAUUUUCCCGGGGGAACCAUAGUUUUUUUUCGAAAUGGUGUAAAUUGUUAUUUGAGUUCCUAUCUGAAUUUUAAACGACAACUCGAUAAUAUCAUUAAUUGGCCGAUUUUUGAAAUUUUCAAGGCGAGAAUUGUUUAUUUUAUUGGAAGCCUAACAAAACGUAGUUUCUGAAAUCAUUUAGUUUCUUUCUCUUCUGAUAAAUUUUAUCGUCCAUCGUUUUCUUAUCCAUUUUUCAAGUAAUUUGUGGUAAUCGGAAAUGAUUGUCAUAACAAUUAGUGAAUCCAAUGCUGGAUACAAUGUUAGUAUACACAAAAUAAAACUUGUUUUCCAACUGAUAUUGAUAUUUAGAAGUGAUAGUGAUAAUAGCAACAUUGUUGGUAGAAAAAGAAACAUUGUUGGAAGGGUUAUUUGAAAUAUUAGAGUGCGAUAAACUUGACGAUUUAGCUUUUUGAAAGUUUCGGAAUGAUUUGUCAUGGUAUUUUCCAUUUUUGUGUGCAUUUGAUAACCGCAAUAAAUCAUAAUCGAAUAUUGAAUAAUCAUAAUGAAUGCUACUGUAAAUGAGUGUAGCACAUCUUUCAAUCUUAUAUUGUUUCUAUUAUCCUGAAAUUUUUAAUCUACUUUUUUUUCGAAGAUUGACUUUUUUCCCACAAAGUUCACGACAAUUAAACUCGAAAUGGUUUCAAUUUCCAAAUUAUACAUUUCUCUCAUUUCUUGUUUUACAUAUUUAAUCGAAUAUUCAUCUGAUUGACCAGAUAUUGAAAUUGUAGUUACCAAUAGAACUCCCCAAAAAGUCACCCAUAAUAAACAGUAUAUAAAUUUCCAGCCUCGAAAGUGAAUAAGUAAACUAGUAUGAAAAACGAAAAUAUAUCGAUACACAAAUAGUAUCGAUAGAAAUGCGAUUGUGAUUGCGAAUAAACCAACAUAGAUUGCUAGAAAUUUUCAGGCAUUAGAUAAAGUUUUGUUCUCUCAAACAAAUUUUGAAAUCUGUGCUCACCUAAUAAUUCUUUUCCGAAAUCUAAAAAAUUAACAGUCGUAAAUAUGAUGUACGAAGCAUUAUAAUUGUGAAUCAACUGAAUCAUUCGACUUUGUCACAUAAUUAUUCACAAGGUUUCCUUACCGGAUAAACAAUGAAUUCCGAAGAUGCGUAGAUCAAACCAAGCAAUGCAUUUGUGAUGAUGAAAUGUUUAUAAAAUCCAAACUUAUUUCCAAUCAUUAGUAAAGUUAGAAGAAUUAAUGAAACAUUGAAGACAAAUGUAGAAUAGAAUGCAAUAUCUGCUGUUAAAUGUGCAAGGAAAAUAGAAUUGUCAAGCAUAGUAGUGUUAGAAAGAAUUUAUGAUCUAGAAAUGUUAUAAAAAUAGAAAUUAUUUAAAUUUCCGGUUAAAACCGUUAUGGUAAUGCACUUUUAUUUUUUAGAACAUAUAGUAAAUAUGAAAGUUCUCACGUCAGGCUACUUUAAAAUCGAUCAGAAGAUUACAAUGUUUCGGAUCAGAAAAUUAUCAGAGUUCAAAUGUGUGCAUUCAAUGAAACUAACUGUAUCAUCUAUUAAGUUUUUUUUCUGGUGAACAAUUUCCCUUGUGCGGAAAAAUGUUCAAGUUAGGUCUUAUUUCCUACAAAUUUCGGUGAAAAUUCCAUUGUUGCAAAUGCAAAUUGAAAACAUUUCAAAAAUAAUUGUUUUAUUUUCGAAACUUUGGUCUUCAUAAUUUUAUUCUUUGUUUCAUUCUAUUUUUUCGAAAGUAACCUGAUCACCUCCGCUAAUUCAGUAUUUACAUACGUUCUGCACUAAUUGUUUUUCAACCCCGUUAUCCCAUUUUCCUCCGAAGGUCGAUCAUAACAGGAAAUUGAAAAAGUUUACAACACAAACAAAAAUAUUUGCGUGUUUUCCAGCCAUUAGUCAUCUUUUUGAUUAAUUUUUAUUGCAUUCUCAAAAAGCUACCAAAAUGAUGUACAUUUGUUACUACACGGUAUUUCAAUUUGGUUUUUUUGGCCGCGCGAAAAAGGCGUGAAGGAAUGAAUUAUUUGUCAAUAUAUUGUAUUACUGUUGUCUGUUCUCACGUUUCAAAAAGAUUUUCUAUUUUUUUUUCAUUUUCAAAUUGCAAAAUUAUUCGGCUUUGAAGAACAAUUGAAAAUGAAAUUCGAUAUUAUUAGAUAUGAAAAAAUUUGCAUUUUUUUGGCAGACAAAAAAUCGAACAUUUAUUUGUUAGAGGAUAGAUCAAAUAAACCAGCAUAACCUGAAAAGGUGAACAAAUAUUUGAAAGAAGAAGAGACCCCAACCCUGCCUUUAUUAUUGUUAUUACUCAUAAUAAACAUUUGUUAUUUGAGAAAAUACUUUUAUGUUUUUCUUCAUAAAACAUUUUGAGAUUUUGUGUUGCAACAAACUUUUGGAAGAAAACUUGUUUUUUUCGUCAUAUUUGAAGGCCGAUUUAAAUUUUAAUCGUAUUUGUAUUUGGUCAGCCAAGGAGAAAUGUCAAUAGUUUUUUCCUUUUCAUUUUCUCGAGCUUUUUAUCAUUUUUCGGUCAUCAUUAUGAUGUCGAAGUUUUUGACAAAGAAAUAUCGCUAAGUUCGGUUUUUUUCAAAAAAAAAAUCUGUGGACAACUUUUUUGUAAUUAUUCCAAAGAGUGGUCCGAUUCGGAUACGACAAAUACUGUUUUUCUGCGAAAAUCGAACGGUUUUAAUUUUUUUUUUUUUAUUCACUUUUGUCAAAAAGAAAUAUGACGUCCCAAUCAGACCUAAAGUCCGCUCCAAAACAAACCUCACCCAAGAACCUGGAGUAGUGAGUGAAAAAAUGCCCAGCUGGUUUUUUUCCAAAAUUGCCCACCUAGCGCUCGCCAUGGCGAGCUUUUUCAAAAAAAAAAUCGUUUUUUUUUCAGUGAAAAUAGCAAAAGCUUCCUGAAAUCCCUCUCCCUCUAUGUCCCCUCCUAAUUUCCCUCGCGCCCCGGGUGGGACUCGAACCCAAACCCUCCACGCCACGUGCGUUCAAGAGACGCACGUGUUCACCACUAGACCACCGACCCUGUUGAGAACGAGGAGGCGAAUUUCCAAGACAACAAACACUUCUGUGCCACCUACUUUUCUUUUUAUUUCACAUUGUGAAAAAAACUGAAUUUCAUUUUCAGCUUUUUCAGUAUUUAGAGUGAAUAUUUGCGUGUGGAAUUAACUAAGUAGCUUCCUAAGCCUAGUUCCCAGCUACAAAUAACAAUGGCCAGCUACUUUUUUGUUUAAAGGCCGAGAAAACCGAUGACCUGAUUUCUCUUAUAACGUUAGAACAUUUUGGGUGAUUUCACACUUCAAACUUUUUGAGCUUUCGGAGUGAUUUUGAGCAAAAAGUUUGUUUUGGGACUAACAUUAUUUUUGCUUGUAGAUUCAUUUGAGCUUUUCAAAAUUUCUGAAAAAAUGAUUUUGACAUGAGUUAUGGAAAAUGACCAGUAUUUUACUCCAGGUGAUAGGUUUGCAAAAAAUUGAAAAAGUUUGCAGGUGGGAGAAAAGUGAAACUAGCUGGGAAUCGACUUACUUUUUGAUAUUAAGAAACAAAACAUCAAACUUUUCCUAGGAAAAAAGUCAGAAAACCUGAAAAACUGAAUUUUUCGUAUUUUUUAGAUGUUUCCAGCUGGCCAUCGGGAAAAUAAUAGUUGAAAUGAAUCUAAUUUCUGAAAAUUUUCAAAGAACAUCGUUGGAAGUAACAUUUUCUAACCAACAAGAGAAAAUUAUAGAAUUCAGUGAAAUUUUUUCGACGAAAAAUUCGAAAAAACCUUCGAAUUUUUUAAAAAUUUUACCCACCUACAAAAUUUUUUUUCAGUUGCCCACCUGGGAUUCCAGGUAUUGGGUGAGGUUUGGCUCCAAAAUUUGCCAAUUUUUUGUCCAAAAAAAUAAUGGCCUCUAAUUAUAUGUAUGUGUGCCGUUCACUUUCUUUUGUAAUUUUAUAAGGUUCCCUCGUGUCUGCGUCUCUACUUUUUUCUCACUCUCACGCGUUUUCCAGUGUCAUCAAAUGUACCAUAAGGACAAGGUUAUCCUUACCUGUUUUUUUUUCCAUAAAUACCCAGAUAGUUUUUGUCAAACAAGCAAGACGAGUAAAAUUAUUCCGUUUUUUCUUGCAAAAUAAUCCGCAAUAAUUAUGUAUUUUAUGUCGAAAAUUCUUGUUUCGACAAUUAUUUUCCGUCAUUUAUUUCAUGUGUAUUUACAUAUAUGUAUUUUUUCGCUCCAUUUUCUUUCCUGUAAAGAAAGAAAUGAAACGUUUUCACAUUUAUGUAUAAAUAUUAUGUGUUUGUUACCAGUUGGCGCCUUUUUUAGGAGGAGGCAUGAGAAUUCCUGAAAAAAAUUGAUUUUUCUUUUCAGUCGUCGGUUGGAAAAUCAGCAGACGAACCAGUGUUUGUCCCACCACCGCCGCCACAUCCACCAUCGUUUGAACGCGACGAAAUGACACCACAACCAAGAUUGGCGCAUUUGGCGAAAUCGUCGCCAUUGGAUGAAUUUGGUUUCAAUUUGCACGCCGAAAAGAAUCGCGGACAUUUUAUUGGUGAGUUUUUUGAAGAUUCGACUGACUCAGAGAUUCGCUGGCCAGCUCGCCACCAGAUCGCUGCGGCCACCUGGAAACCGCAUGGCCGCCAGGUCGCCUUGAGUUUUCCGGCGACGUGGCCUGUGUGUUUGAAAUCCUGGAAAGCUGGCAAGAUAGUGGUUUGUACUCAAAACACUGCAUUUUCUACUGUUUUUUUCACUUCCUAAGGUUUCAAGUGCUGCGAAAAAACAUAAACUGAGCCAAAUGUUUCGAAAAUGCCUCAAUUCACAAGUUUUAAGACAUUUUCAUGAAAAUUCAUUUUGACGUGGCGAAGUGGCCACCACGUGGUAGCCAUGUGGCCGUGACCUAGCCAGAGCCUGGCCACCUUGCCAGCGAAAAAAACCGGGCGACAUGGUUUCCAUGUGGUUCCCAGGUCAGCCAGCCUCCCCACCUGGUAGCGAGCUGGCCAGGGAAUCUCUGAGGAAUUUUGAAAAUAUUACACAUUAGUGUUCAAAAAUAUUCGCUUCAUAAUUAGAUUUGGAAACUUUUUGCCACAUGGCCUUUUGAAAUUAUGAAUAGAAACAUAAAUUUGGAAAAUUCAAUAUCCGAUAACUAUAAGUUAAUUUUGAUUUUUGGGUUUAAAACCUACAGUAAUUCAGUCUAUAUUGCAAACAAAUCGCUCGAUAAAAAAUUAGAACCUCAUGAAAAAAUCAGAAGUUCCGAAGGUUGAAUCCAAAAAUAGUUAUAUUGUAUUUCUCAUUCCCAUUUCUCUCACAUUUUUUAACAAAAUCAAUAUUUGUAGGAACCGUCGACGCUGGAGGAAUUGGUGAAAAUGCAGGACUCCGAAUGGGUCAACGUAUUGUUGGUGUCAACGGUCUUUUGAUCUACCCAAAUACACCACACAAAGAUGUUGUUGCACUCAUCAAAAAAUCGCCAUUAUCCACAACUCUUUUGGUUGCAUCAGAAGAUGUUGAUAAAUGGUAUCGUGAUAAUGGUUUCGAAUAUUCGUUUGACAAUGUCGAAAAAUUCAAUGAUCAUCCAGCUCCAGAAGUUGUCACAUCUCAUCACGAAGAAGUUCACCAUGAAGAGAUUCAUCAUCAUAAUCAUAAUCAUGAAGAUUUGAAUCCACAUGUAAGUUUUUUUUGUUUAUUUUGAAAAUUGGCAAACUCAAAAAUAAAAAAAAACUCAUGAAAGUAAUAUCAAACAUUUGAAAUAUUUUUGAAAAAAAAAUUUUAAUGAUUUUUUUGGCUGUGAUAAAUUUUUUUCAAAAAUUUGGCUCACGAGGUCUUGAAAAUAGCCCGAGAACUUGAUUUAAAUUUUUUAAUAUGUUCAUAUUUUUUCUCAAUACUUCUAAUAAUUUCUCUAUUUUUCAGAGCAUUCAAGUAAACGAGGAACGUGAAAUCAUCAGAACAACAACAGUCAUCACAAAUGGAACCAACAAUUAUGAUUAUAAGGUAUCACAAGAACCAAUAACUAUUUUAACGUGUUCAUUUUUAAAUGUAAGUAACCACCCAAUUUUUGAAAGAAACACCGAUUUUUGCUUUUCCCAAACGGGUUGGUUACUUCUACAUUUUUUUGAAACACGUCAGCUUUUCAUUUUUUUUUUCAACUCAAUUCACUUAAGUUUAACACUAACUGCUUAAUAGGAUGAUUUGUUGGAUCAAGUGUUUGCUGGAGUUCAAAUCGCUGAAACCACUAACACUGUUCAAGUGCUUAGCCACACGCAAGAAUUGUCUGAAACUGGAUCGACUACCGGAUCAUUUGCCUCGUCGCACAGAGAAAGUGCUGUUGAUGUGCCAAUUGAUCAUAAGGUAUUUUUGAGUUUGCCUAACGCUUUCUUCCUAUUUUCUCACCAAAAAUUAUCAAUUAAUUUUCUUAUCCAAUUAACUUUUUUGAUCAACAAUUAUUUAUAAUUUUUAUCCGAGUUUUUUUUUAGUAUGUUCCUUCGUAUGUUUCACCACAACAUCAUCAUCAUCAAAAUCAUCAAUCGAAUCAACAACCAUCUCCUUUGAGUAAUGGAAGUAGCCACGGAUAUGCUGGAUCAUCAACUGGCGGAUAUGAAGAUGAUGAUAUUUAUCAUUUGUCGGCUAAAGAAGCACGCGAACGACUUCGCAAUAAGAAUAGGAAACAUCAUUUGUAAGUUUUUUUUAAGGAUUGGAAAAUUCCGAAAAUUUUACCAAUCUGAUUUUUGAGAAAUUUUUUUUUCCAAAAGAUUGAUUUUUGGGUGGCCCAAUAGAACAAUUUUCAAAAAAUGGUCUGAUUUUUUGUCUCGUGUUCUGAAUUUUUCUAAUAAAAAUGUCACUUCAAAAUUUCAGUUUUUUUUUUUCAAAUUUCCGAUAUCUGAAAAGUUCCGAAAUUAUUUUUUGAAUUCCCUUUCUUCAUAUCUUUUUUCAGACACGAGAUGAGUUUGAACGAGAAAUAUCAACUUGUCAGCAACAUGUAA
Caenorhabditis angaria is the source of this 9538-nucleotide messenger RNA. NCBI's taxonomy places the organism in Eukaryota, Metazoa, Nematoda, Chromadorea, Rhabditida, Rhabditidae. The record is from the annotation of a GenBank genome assembly.